UUAAUUGUACGUAUGCAAAAUCCAUUUAGUGCUCGCUAAGUUGCCGUAGCUGGCUUAUCCAACAUUAACAGACAUUUGACUUUGUUGAAUUUUAAAGAGAUUUGACAAUGCUACUGUCUGUUAAACGAGUACUGGUAUUUAGUAUUUUGGUUACAUGUUCCGUGUGCGUUCAUGUUCCUUUUGAUUUGACCGGGUGGAAGCCAGUUUCACUAACAGACAAAAAUGUAUCGGAUUCAAUGUCAGUAGCUGCUAAACAUAUUGGAGGGAAACUAAUAAAACCAAUUACUGCCUUUAAAUGGAUUGAAAAUGUUCCGUCAUGGGAUUUAUACAGGUUGUCAUUCCUAGGAAUAUUCAUGAAAAAAGAGGAGUAUGAAUGUCAUGCAGAUGUGGUAUGGAUUUCGGACCAUCCUCCUGGUGUUACAGUAUUUAAUGUAGGAUGUGUACCACUAUCAUAUAUCAAUAAGCAUUUGUCAACAUCUUACUCAGGUAAAGCAUCUGACUACAUGACCCCGGUUACAAGUAAACCAACACACAAACAACCCACGUAUGAUAAGCCAACAUAUAAGAGCUCAUCAACAACGAAACAGAACGUCAAAGAACCUACGAAAUAUAUCCCAGGUAAUAAUAACCCAGGUAUAAAUACUAAUACCAUCAAUAAAUUAAGCUAUAGAUCAGCAAAACAAUAUAGCAAAGAAAAUGGCAAAACAAACCCAAUCAUAAAAACAACGUAUAAGUCUGUUGAGACGAAACCUGCAUAUGACAAAACAGCUGUAAGUAAAGAAUCGCCCAUCAAAUAUCUCCCAGUAAAUGCUGAAUCUGGUAAGAAAGUACAAGCGAAGAACGACUCGCCAAUCAAUUAUCUUCCUGUAGAGAAAAUGAUGUACAAGGCAACUGACACAAAGGGUGCAAAUGAUAAAGCAACAGUUAAUAAAGAUUCGCCGAUUAAAUAUGAAGCACCCUCAAAGGAAACAAAGACAACAUCAAUCAAGAAAACAGCAGGGAAUAACGGCUCACCAACAAAAUAUGCAUCUCAAGCAAAACCGACAUACAAGUCAGCUGACACAAAAAGUUCUAAUAAUUAUGAAAAGCCUGCAAUCAAGGAUUCCCCAGUCAAUUAUGCUCCAGAAUUAAAACCGACAUACCAGUCAACUGACACUAAGACUUCAUCUAACUAUAAAAGUUCAGGAAAUAAAGAGUCGCCAAUCAAGUAUGCUCCCGCAAUUAAACAGACACAAGCAUCAACAGACACAAAGAGUUCAACUAAUUACGAACCACCUGCAGUCAAAGAUUCGCCAGUGAAAUAUGCACCAGCAGUUAAGUCGAAAUACCAGUCAAUCGACACCAAGAGUUCAGCAAAGUACCCAUCAGUCAAGUAUAACCCUGCAAUUAAGCCAUCAUACCCGUUAAAUGAGACAAAAAGUUCAACAAAUAGUAAAGAACCUACAAUUAAAGAUUCACCCGUCAAUUAUGCUCCAGUCAUUAAAUCGACAUACAAGUCAAUUGACACUAAAAGUCCAAUAGGAAAUUAUGGCUCAAAAACUAAACAUGUCUCUACAGUGAAAUCGACAUACAGUAUAAAAAGUUCAACUAGUAAUCAAAAUUCAGCAGUUAAAGAUUCGCCGGUCAACUAUGCUCCAGUUGUGAAAUCGACAUACCAGUCAGCUGACGCUAAGAAUUCAACAGACUAUAAAAAGUCGGGAAAAACUGGCUCACCAAUUAAAUAUGUUCCUGCGGCGAAAUCAUCUUACACACCUUUGGACACAAAGAGUAAAGCUAAUGACAAAAACCCGUCAGUUAAAGAUUCGCCAGUCAACUAUGCCACGGCAGUGAAAUCCACGUACAAGUCUGCUGAUACCAAAAAUACAAAAGAUUAUAAAACGUCAGGAAAUAAUGGUGCACCAGUCAAGUAUGUCCCUGCAGCGAAAUCAACGUACACACAAACGGUAACAAAGACUUUGACUAAUGACAAAAAUCUUGCAAUUAAUGAUUCUCCAGUCAGUUAUUCUUCCGCAACGAAGUCUUCUUAUAAAUCAACAGACACAAAACCUGGAUACAAAACGCAAAUAAAUAAAGAAACGCCGAUCAAUUAUGUUCCUGCAGUGAAAUCGACAUAUCCGUCAACCGGAACAAAUGCUGCAGCUGAUAAUAUGGCACCAGUAAAUAAAAACUCGCCAAUCAAUUAUGCCCCAGUAAUAAAAUCAAAGUCAUAUGACAGUACUCAAACUAAGAUUGUAACAAAUAAAGACACACCAGUUAAUUAUGCUCCAGUAGUGAAAUCAUCUUACAAGAUUGGUCCAAAUAGUGCACUCGAUAAUAAUAAUAUGAAUAAUAAUAAUAAUAAAAUCGCCUACUCUGAAUCGCCGAUUAGUUACGUCAAAAGUGUUAAGUCGACAAACAAGGAACCUGGUGUUAAAACAACCACUUAUGACAAAACAGGAAGCAAAGCAGUACAGUACAAAGAUUCAGUGAAAACUAUAAAAUACCAAUCAAAUACAGCAACGAAAAACACUUACAAUCUAGCACCAAAGUUUAAAAAAGAAUCUUAUAAGCCAAUCCAAACAAAGGCAAAGACAACGUACAAGAAAUUAGACUCUAGCAAAUCAACAUACGGAUCGUUACCGACAAAGGCCCCUGCGUAUGAUGAUGCCCUUUUCAAAGCAGAGCUUAUCUACAAGCUAUUUGGCCUUGACAUACCCUCUGAAACAGCUUCACCUCAGGGUAAAAAUUAUGUUACUCCAUUUCCUACAGUAGCUCCUCCGGCUCCUUCAUAUCAACCAAAAUAUGUUCCAAAUGCAAAGGUUGUUCCUCCAUCUUACAAGGGACCAGCCCCUACAAAGGAGAAAACUGCUACAAAAGGUUAUUAAGCCUGAAAAAACGACAAUCGGACAAACAACCCAUAUCCAAUUGAACCCAUGUUGUAAAGGGUUUAUAAAAUUCAUGCAAUGGUUCAUGCACCAUGAAUUACUCAAAAUGUAUUAACAUUGUUUUUCAAGAUUUGAUACUUAUUGUUAUUUUUAGAGAACAAUAAAGAUGUUAAUAAAGAAAUAAAUUGUAGGA
Molecule: messenger RNA, 3057 nt
Organism: Ruditapes philippinarum (Manila clam)
Lineage: Eukaryota; Metazoa; Mollusca; Bivalvia; Venerida; Veneridae
Product: adhesive plaque matrix protein-like
Exons: 3
Coding region: 108-2864 (918 amino acids)
Source: RefSeq, a predicted model, not a curated record